Molecule: messenger RNA, 602 nt
Organism: Podospora bellae-mahoneyi
Lineage: Eukaryota; Fungi; Ascomycota; Sordariomycetes; Sordariales; Podosporaceae
Exons: 3
Coding region: 1-357 (118 amino acids)
Source: RefSeq, a predicted model, not a curated record
AUGGCGAUCAAAGGGAGGCUCGGUGCUGGAAAAAGACGAAAGAUACCGAUCGAAGAGCGCAAAACGUACCCAAACUUGGAAGGAUACACCCGUCCCAACAUCUGCAGAAUAGCCGCCUUGGGCGUCAUCUCCUUGGGCCUCCCCUGGAACCUGAUCAGGCAAGCCCUUGCCGAACCGGCGCUCCCACUCCACAAUCUCCCCCCACGCACCCUCGUUGAGAAAGUUGUGAACCGCAACCAUGCUCUCGACGGCCGUCACGUCGGUGUCUGUGUAACCCUUGCGCAGCAAAGCAUUGUACAUCUGCUGGGGGGAAGGGUACUCCCAGUUUCCGUCUCCAGUACCCUUGGGAAUGGAUGAUUCGUCUCUGGAUGUUGGGAGCGCAUGAGUCUGGUUCGGGGCUCUCUCCUGCGAGAUAGAAUGGAACAUGUAGUUUAGGGGAUUCAAUUUGGAGAGAAACGACUGUUGGUUAUCGGCUGUGGUCUCAGGGGCGCUACCGUGAGGAACCGGGCAUGACGAUAACGCCGCAUUUGCGGAAGGGUUACUGUGCGGGACGGGGCAUCCAGAAGCGGGCGGCGCGGGAGCAGGAGCGGCGGCGGCGGUUG